GUGAUCACCACCACGGUCCACCACCACCACCUUCACCACCUACUGGCCGACGACGACACAACGUCAGACGACCUCCAUCGUCGGCAUCCGCGACACCCCAUCGCCUCCCCUCCGAUAUACACUCCUUGUCUGACGGGGAGCGAAUCCUCGACCUCAAGCCGCUACCCCGCGCUCUGUCAUCGACCAGAACAGCCCCCCUCCCAUAUCGUUGCGAGUUUGCCCUCUCGCGCCAACCUACGAAUACGCCUCCUGUAUAACGCGCCGCUGAUAGACACCAUGGGCGCGUUAUUGUCGCUCCCUCUGCUGGCUGUGCCCAGCAUGGGUACGCUCCUGUCCUUUGCCGCCAGCUGCUGCGGCGCUGCGACUUGCUCCAUGGUCUGCAGUGCCUGCGGCAAGUGCGGCAACAGCGUCGCCACUCGUAUCGCAUAUGCCCUGCUCCUGCUAGUCAACUCCAUUCUUGCAUGGAUCAUGCUCACGCCCUGGGCUAUUGAGAAACUGCAGCAUCUCACCCUCGACUAUGUCAAAAUCAACUGCCCGAAUGGCCAAUGCUAUGGCUGGCUGGCCGUCCACAGAAUCAACUUUGCUCUUGGUCUCUUUCACCUGGUCCUGGCCGGCUUGCUGUUUGGCGUCACCUCCUCCAAAAGCCCUCGUGCAGCCAUUCAGAACGGAUAUUGGGGCCCCAAAAUGAUUGCCUGGCUGGUAUUGAUCGUCAUGGCCUUUCUGAUCCCCGACCGCUUCUUCAUGGUUUACGGCAACUACGUUUCCUUCAUUUGCGCCAUGUUGUUUCUCAUCCUCGGCCUCAUUCUCCUCGUUGAUCUCGCCCAUACCUGGGCUGAGUAUUGCCUUGCUCAGAUUGAGGACACCGACUCCAGGCUCUGGCGCUUCAUUCUCAUCGGCUCAACCCUGUCCAUGUAUCUGGCCUCAUUUGCAAUGACGGCUGUGCAGUAUGCUUUCUUCGCGGUCGGCGACUGCGCCAUGAACCAGGCCGUCAUCACCAUCAACCUCAUCCUCUGGCUGGCCAUCUCUUUCAUAUCCGUCAAUCCCACCGUUCAAGAGUAUAAUCCUCGCGCAGGUCUCGCGCAGGCAGCAAUGGUCGCCGUCUAUUGCACAUAUCUCACAAUGUCCGCUGUCUCAACCGAACCGGACGAUAAGCAAUGCAAUCCACUCCUCCGAGCCCAAGGCACCAGAACCACGUCGGUCGUCAUCGGCGCCAUUGUUACCAUGCUCACCGUUGCCUACACUACGACCCGCGCUGCCACGCAGAGCCUAGGACUUGGUGGCUCAUCCCACGGUAUUCGACUUCCGGACGAGGACGAGCACGAUCUGGUCACUCAACAACCUAGCGCCCGACGCGAGAUGCGCGCCGAGGCCCUGCGCCGGGCAGUCGAGGAAGGUAGCCUGCCCGCUGACGCGCUUCUGUCCGACGACGAAAGCGAUGCCGGUGUCGAUGCGGCACACGAUGACGAACGGAACCGUACCCAGUACAACUACACCAUGUUCCACAUCAUCUUCUUCCUCGCCACGGCUUGGGUUUCGACUCUCCUAACUCUCCAGUACGAUGAGGAGGAGAAUGGAGGAGGUGACUUUGCUACCGUCGGCCGGACGUAUGCGGCUAGUUGGGUCAAGAUUGUGAGCGCCUGGUUAUGUCAUGGUUUGUACAUCUGGACUUUGGUUGCGCCGGUUUUGCUGCCUGAUCGAUUUGACAUCUCUUGAGACAAGUCAACGUCGUGGCUGGAGCGUGCCGUGCGUGCCGCCGCGGCCGAUUAGUCUUGCUCAAGGUGGAAUGCUUCAGUUUCACGGCAUGGGCAUUUGGAUUUGUCUUUGUACAAUGGUUGUCUCCAUUCUUGUUCCAGCAUCAAACAUCCAAGGCGUUCUUUCCGUCUGAGGUAUGCCUUACGGGCCAUUCAGAGCCCCGUGGUAUCGCGGUCAACUCAGGCGCCUCGCAUCUCCGUAGGCACCGGUUUACCUAAUCAUGCACGCUUCUUCUUCCGAGUCUGGUCCGUGUCGUGUCCGGGGCCAUCCAUUUGGGCUUGACAGGUGCACGUCUUGUUCCUACUCUGGAAACGAUGUCUCGCGCGUCACCGCGUCCACAAAAGGAGGUUCGCGGUGCCCAGUGGUAGCGGUCCCCUGGGCGUUCCAUGCGCGCUGCUGAACUGGACCC
Messenger RNA from Purpureocillium takamizusanense, 2161 nucleotides. RefSeq names its product Membrane protein tms1 (gene TMS1). The record is from RefSeq and is a predicted model, not a curated record. The transcript is spliced from 3 exons. Gene Ontology annotation, cellular component: membrane. The coding region runs from base 277 to 1713 and encodes 478 amino acids. NCBI's taxonomy places the organism in Eukaryota, Fungi, Ascomycota, Sordariomycetes, Hypocreales, Ophiocordycipitaceae.